Molecule: messenger RNA, 828 nt
Organism: Chaetomium globosum CBS 148.51
Lineage: Eukaryota; Fungi; Ascomycota; Sordariomycetes; Sordariales; Chaetomiaceae
Exons: 3
Coding region: 1-828 (275 amino acids)
Biological process (GO): tRNA wobble uridine modification
Cellular component (GO): elongator holoenzyme complex
Source: RefSeq, a predicted model, not a curated record
AUGACAUCCCGCAUCCCCCACCUUCUCGAACCCCAUCUCGCCCUCCCACCCGAAUCCUCCCUCAUCACACUCACAAGCGUCCUCGGCGCCAGCACCAACUGGCUCGUCCUGCGCCACCUGCACGCCCUCCUCAAACCAGCAGCGCCCUCACCACAUAACCAACAACAACAACAACAACAACGACACCAAAACUCACACCAGCCGGCGCCAGGCGACGAAGGGGAGGUAGCCGUUCUCCUGCGUAAGGUGCGGCAGGGGUGGGAGGUGGGUGUUGGGGGGCGCGGCGCCGGAGAGAUUGGGCGGGUGGUGUUGGAGGGGGUGGAGAGGUUGAGGCGUUCUUCCUCGAUCACUUCUUCUGCGGCUGCGGCUGCGGCUGCGGCUCGGGGUGGGGAGAGGGAAAGAGCGGAAAAGAGGGUGGUGUUGGUGAUAGACGGGUUGGAUUUUGUGUUGGCGGCGUUGGAUCCGAGCUUGGGGCUGGGCCAAGGUCUACAGGGUGCUGGGGAUGCCCCGGGAACGGCUAUCGCGAUGAAGGAGAUGUUGAUGGAGUUGAGAGAGAAAACACACGCUGUCAUUAUCACGCUGGCCGCUGACGACCCGCUCAUCAAGGAGCAGGAGACAACACUAGAGAAGCAGCACGCCUGGUUUGCGCUGAGCCUGGCGCACGAGGCGGGCAUGGUCAUCAGCCUGAGGCUACUUGACACGGGCACAGCCAAGGAUGUGAGUGGUGUCAUCAGAAUUACGCAUCGGGAAGCCCGGGUAAAGGACCAUGAGUAUUUGUACCAUGUGGGAGGCGACGGUGGGGUUAGAGUCUUCGAACGAGGCCAGUAG